AUGCGGCAAGUGGAACACACCUUUUCGAACAGUCCGCACUCCCAAAGGGAGCGCAUCUUUCACCCAGUAGGAUUCGUUGAAACCAGGGGCGACGGCGGGCGCUCCAUGGGGUACGCGGGCGCCAGCAAAAUGUUGCGGAUGCGGGGUGAGCACCUCUGGCACAGUUGGGAGCUACGCUGCGCGCGUUCCGAGUUGAAAGCUUUGCAGGUGGAAUGGUUGGCCAAGCGCCCUGAGGAUGGAAGUGAGAGGUUUCCAAGCGUGCGGGCUGUUCCAGAAGGUUUGCCCCCGGAUCCGGUCGAGCAGCACUCUGCGGAGAGGCCAGAGAUUCCUGCCCAGGCCUCCAGUAGCUCUGGCGAUCCGUUGGCCGCCUUGGCCGCGGUGUGGUCUGGAACACAAGAGGAUGUGAGCCAGGCCCCGGCCCCAGAAGCGCGAGAAGCGCAGGCCACAUGCCAUCCAUCUGCGCUCCCUGAAGAUUCAGUUCCAGAGAGUCGUCGAGAGGCAACUGGACCAUCUGUCCCUGAGGCUGAUGCUGUCGAUGGUCCCGAGGCGCAACGCGAGGAUUCAGUGGACUCUCCUGUUGGUGUUCUUCCAGCAGACGUUCUAUCUGGCUCCCCAGUUUCGGAAGUAGACCACCGUCCAGAAGAGAAUGCCUUUGAUGGCUCGGGCCCUGAUGUUCCUGGAGUUCAGUCUGCCUCCGUCAUGUCUGAAGUGCAGGCGCAGGUGGGUGAUGCCGCAGAUGCUCCUGCUGAAUCAGACGUGGGUCAUCUAGAGGCGGCUGCGCCGGCUGCGGAGCCGCUGGGGCCGGCAGAGCUUGACCCAUCAGAGGCUGGCUCGAACUCUGCCUGGGUCUCCACUGCUGCACCCAAUCCGUUGGCAUCCUCUGAGGGAGAUCCGGAGGAGGAUGGGGACCCAGGGCCCGGUGGGGUUUCGCUGGACCUGGUUGGGGAUCACCCACCCUAA
Messenger RNA from Cladocopium goreaui, 960 nucleotides. The record is from the annotation of a GenBank genome assembly. Lineage: Eukaryota; Dinophyceae; Suessiales; Symbiodiniaceae.